CAUUGUCAGUAUUAUCUUCGGUAGCAAUCAAGAAAAUAUGAAAUUUAAUGCUUCUUCUUAUCAUGUUUGCAUAUUAUCUUUCAACACUGAUGGCAAGAAUUUCUAAACUCGUAUUACGACUGUCCAAGAAUAGCUAUGAUAAAACUAUACCAUCAAGACAAAUACACUUUUGUAUAUUUUCAACUAUAUCAAUACUAUUGAAAAUUGAAUUUUAUCUUUUCUUGUUCCAUUUCAAUGACCUCAACAUGUAAAUAAACUCUUUUUCUUAACUCUUCGUCAAUCAAAUGUUAGCUAUUUUUCUAUUACACUAAAUAGAUUAAUUUAGUUGAAACUUUUAAAUAGAACUUUCAUUAUACAAGAUAUAAUCACAUAGUAUGACUUUUUUUAAUUUAUUUAUUUUCGAAAUAGAAUUUCUCCAAAUGCAAGUUGAUUAUGAAAAUAAAUCCAUGCUAGUCGUAUGUUUAUGUGAAAUAUGAAGAAAAGAAAAGAUAUAUUCUACUUUGCUAAUUAUUCAUUUUUUGUGUUCAGAAAAUUUGACCUCUUUCACAAUCAAAGUCCAAAACUGAACUAAUUCAGUUUGAUUCCAGCUCUAAUCAAUGAAAAAAGUUUCAGAAACUGAGCUAGAUGAAUAGAUGAAUAUCUUCUAAUGACUAAUAGAUAAUGGACUCUGAAUGUGAGGCAAACAAAUUAAACUUCCGGCAAAUAUCUUUCGAAGUCGUAAAUCAAGUGAAACUAAAGAAAUCAGAUUUAUUCAUUGUUCAUCGUGAUCUAAUUUGUAGGAGUGUUGAUCCAUUUUGAUCUGUACAUAAACUGUAAAAAAGUCACUCUACUCAGUGGCCAAUGUAAUUAAUUCCUUUCUAAGAUCGUUUUCUGAUGAUAAUGUAAUUGUAAGUAAUAUGAAAAAUAUCAUAAGUUCGUAUUUUCUAAACUAUCUAAGACGAUCCAAUAAAAAGUAGUUGACGAAUAAAAAACAGAAAUAAUGUAAGGUAUUUGAAUUGCAAAUCAAAAGUACCAUUGUACUGUUAUUCUACAGCAAUCUCUGCGGAAUUGAUCUUUGUUCAACAUGAUUAUUCAGCUUUCAACGAAAAGAUUCUUUAUUUUUACGGUCUUACAAAAUAGAUCAUAAGCAUAACUCUCUAUUUCAUUGUAAUUUAUGCUCGAAAAGAAUAGGAGUGAUGACAUCUGAGAGCGAAAUAAAGCAAUAAUGCAUGAUUGACUGAAAAUAUUACAAUGAAUAACUUUGAAUUCAACAAAGUACCAUUUUAAACUAAAACAGUUGUUGCUGACAAAGUUGAGAGUUUGACUAAAAAACUAUUUCUCGUCUUCUCGCAAAUCCAAUUUCUAUGAAUAAAACACUUCGCUCUCUUAUUUUAAUAAUUUUUCUUGUCUCUAUUUUAGAUUAUCCAUUACGUUCUCCAUCCAGCACCAACAUUCAUCCGAAUGCUCGAUGGCAACAAAAUGGUAUCACUGUGGCUGGAGGAAAUCGACGAGGCAAUGGAAUCAAUCAACUCUCAGACCCAUUGGGUUUGUAUGUUGAUGAUGAUCAAACAAUCUAUGUUGCUGAUCAAUCAAAUCAUCGUAUUGUGGAAUGGAAACGAGGUGCAACAAGUGGCCAAGUGGUUGCCGGUGGAAAUGGA
Molecule: messenger RNA, 1637 nt
Organism: Rotaria sp. Silwood1
Lineage: Eukaryota; Metazoa; Rotifera; Eurotatoria; Philodinida; Philodinidae
Source: the annotation of a GenBank genome assembly